GUAUAUCAUAAACAUGACUUGUAUUUUAAAACACGUGAACAUAUUGUUUUUCGAAAUCAAAAUGGCGUCACUUACGUAAUUUGAAAUUUUCGUUACACUUUUUGUGUUAGAAUUAAACAUUUGGUAACUGGUUUUGCAUUAAAAAUGAAAUGUUUUCCGGAUUCGAGGGAUAAAUCCGUCAAGUUGCAGCCAACACAGUUGACACGGUUGGCUGCUUGUCAUAUCAAAGAUUAAGUGCCAAGGGGCUGGUUCGAUUAGAAAGAUUCAUGGCUGACAAGUUAUUGGUUAUAAUAAUGACUAUCCCUCCAGUGAUAUUAGAAAUCACAACGUUUUCUUCACAGAAGAAGGAAAAAGAAACCUCAUUGAACACAGACUUUACAGAAUAUCUGUGGAUGGAAAACGAGGAAGAGUUUGACGAAGAAGUGCUGAAGCAGUUGGAAGAAGAGGCACUGAUGGACGAGUGCAUGGAGGCUAUGCUGGAAGAGGAGAUGAUGCUCAUGGACCUGAACGACUAUUGGACGAACGGCGUCGUUCCCGGAGGAGACGAAAACAUAGCGGAGAGGAGCCUGCUCAACCCGGACGCCGACGAGUUCGUUCCACAGUCCCUAUCUUAAAGACAGUUGCCAACUCUCAAAUUAUCAGUAUAUAACUUAAUUUUCCUUGUUUUUAAUGUCUUGUUUAAUUUGUGUUUUAGUUCGAGGUUGUAAAUCUUUGUAUUAACUGUUUCCAUUUAUGUAGCGCUACUGUCUUCUUAAUUUAUUUGUGUCGUGUGAAGUUUGAUCAGUAGAAUUCUUCAAUCAUGAGUUUACUAGUUUUUUUUUUUUUUUUAAACAAGAAUUAUAUCGUUUUGAAAUAUAUUACUAUUGAAGUGUAAAUUAGAUUUAUUUGUUUUGAUGAAGAGAUUAGUGUUAAGAGAAGAUACGUAGAAGCCCGUGGCACAUCUCAAAGCUGCAGGUCAGUGUCAAUUUAUUUCACUUGGAAAAGUUUUAACAUUUUAUAUUUCACUGACGUGAGGAUAACCUCAAAGAUAUAGAUGUUCGGAUUCAGUCGAUUGUGAUAAUAACAAUUACUUUUACCAAUUUAUUAAGUGUUUGGUUAUCAUAAAAAUUAAUUUGUCAUCAGAGAAUUGUUAUCAUUUUAGGUGAAUAAUUAAUUGAAGCAGGUGGUGAUAGAUAAGACCUCGGACAAUCAACUUGAUUGGUACUUCAUAAUACUUAUAGCAGUUUUAAUAGUAUUACCUUCUUGUUUUAGUUUACUAGUUAUGUUUUUUCGGCCUCUACUACAAAUGUAAUA
Molecule: messenger RNA, 1293 nt
Organism: Nezara viridula (southern green stink bug)
Lineage: Eukaryota; Metazoa; Arthropoda; Insecta; Hemiptera; Pentatomidae
Source: the annotation of a GenBank genome assembly